This is a messenger RNA of Thunnus maccoyii (southern bluefin tuna), 2812 nucleotides long. It is a transcript of the gene ppp4r2b, whose product is annotated as protein phosphatase 4, regulatory subunit 2b. The record is from RefSeq and is a predicted model, not a curated record. Bases 283 to 1611 code for a protein of 442 amino acids. Gene Ontology annotation, cellular component: nucleus; cytoplasm; protein phosphatase 4 complex. The transcript has 9 exons. NCBI's taxonomy places the organism in Eukaryota, Metazoa, Chordata, Actinopteri, Scombriformes, Scombridae. Gene Ontology annotation, molecular function: protein phosphatase regulator activity. Gene Ontology annotation, biological process: protein dephosphorylation.
ACUAUAGAAAUAGCAUUUAUCACCAUUUGAUAUUCCUUAUAAGGGACAGGAAAGGUUUUAGAGCUGAGAAAUUCCUCAUAACUGAGAAUUUGAGGUUCAUCAUGUUGUAGGUCUGCUCUUUAGUGCCUUGUCUUCUGUUGUCUGCUGCUGAACAGGCAGUGACCUCACGGCGCCAUAUUAAAAUGCUCCCUCCUCUCCGCCUGUGACACCGGAGCUUAGCAGCAGCUGCUAGCCGCCAGUCUGCUUCUUACAUCCACCGGACUGACGGAGGGCGACGACGUGAUGGAAAUUGACUCGCUUCAAGAGGCGCUCAGAGAUUUUGACAAGAAAACAAAGAAGGAGGCAUCUCCUCUUCUGGAGCAGUUUCUAUGUCAUAUUGCCAAGACAGGGGAGACCAUGGUCCAGUGGUCUCAAUUUAAGAACUACUUCCUGUUUAAACUGGAGAAGGUGAUGGAUGACUUCAGAGCCUCAGCACCUGAGCAAAGAGGCCCUGCAAAUCCCAAUGUGGAGUCAAUUCCAUUUGAAGACAUGAAGGAGAGAAUCCUGAAGAUUGUGAAGGGAUAUAAUGGAAUCCCAUUUACGAUCCAGCGCUUGUGUGAGUUGCUCACAGAACCCAAGAGGAACUACACAGGAACGGAUAAGUUUCUUCGGGGUGUGGAGAAGAAUGUAAUGGUGGUAAGCUGUGUUCAUCCAACCUCAGAGAAAAAUGGAUGCAGUGCCGUCAAUAGAGUGAAUGGAGUGAUGCUUCCUGGGAACACAUCUGCUUUUACAGAGAGGAAAGUGAACGGUCCGGGAACUCCCCGGCCACUGAACCGACCGAAGUUGUCUCUGGCCAACUCACUAGCAGCAAAUGGCCUGCCAGACAGCACAGACAACAAAGACCUCAACACAGAGCAAGAGGGCGACAAAGACUCCAGCGAGGUUUCAGCGUCAGGAGGUUCCCUGGGGAGCUCCUUGAAGAACAAACACGAAGAUGAAGAAGAGGACAUGGAGGCUGAGCAGCAAGACGUGAAGAGACUUAAGUUCAGCGAGGAGGAGGAGGAAGAUGAGGAGGAUGAAGAGGAGGAGCAAGAGGUGGACACAGUGAGGCCUUUACACGCCACCUGCCUCUCAAAAGAGGCAGAAGCCGAAGCCAUGGUCCAAGAGGAAGAGGAGGAGAAGGUCGGUUGCAGCAAGGAGAAUGAAGCCUCCAGCAGUGCCGCUGCUGUGGAAGACCAAGAACCAACCAGCAGCACGCAGGGCGAAGCGUGUGCGGGCUCAGGCCAGGAGGCGGAGCAGGACGAGAGGGAGGUGCCGUGCGGCUCCCAGGAGGAGGGCAGUGACAUGGAUCAGACAGAACAGCAGGCACCUGCAUGCGUUGUAGAGAGCCCCGAGACCAGCAGGGACAGCGAGGAGAGCAACAGUGACCCAGUGAGCAGCAGCAGCAGCAGCAGCAGCAGCAGCAGUAGCAGCAGUGGUAGCAGCUGUAGCAUAGAGGAGAGUGCGGAAGUGGCCAGAGAAGACGUAGCUGUCGCUCCCUCCAGCAGUACAACUGAACCUCCUACAGAGGGCGCCAUGGAUAGUGCCACCUUGAACACUGGGACCACUGAGGAGCCCAUGGAGCAGGACUAGACUGAAGGCACGUGUGACCAUAAACCAGCUUGUCCUUGAAUGCAGCUUGACUGUCACUGGGAGUGAGGAUAACUGCACCUCAUACACAAGACGAACGCCUCGUCCCGCUUUUGGACACUCCUCCAAAAUGGCUACCUGGCAUUGAUGUGGGCAUACAAAUGAAAUUUUAUUUGAAGUUUUUUUUUGUUUUGUUUUGUUUUUUUGUUUUUUUUUAACUGGAAUAUUUUAUUGAUCUUCUUAUCCUCUGUUUUUAAGUUUCUCUGAAGAGGGGUUGGUUUCAGCAGCCUUCAGUUUCUCGGCUGCAUUUCUUUUCUUUGUUUUUUUGUGUUCGUUGGGGUUGUUUUGGAUGCUGUGGUGGUCUGGUUCUUUUGUUAUGCCACUCGCUUCAUUUAGACAUGACAGGAUUGGUAGUUUUGUACCCUUUAAGCCCUGUGGUUAUUUGUACCACGCUACCAGGGUCAGAACUGAGCCAUAACAGCCACUCUUUAUUUAUAAAAUAGUUCAAGAUACGAACUACUACCAACAUUUGUUUCUCACUGAAGCACUUGUGCUUUAGUCGAGCAAAGACCUGAGCCUAACACCCCAGCACCACUAUGUUGUUACUCCACCAAGUUCCACCAGGCUGUUGAGAACAUACUUUGUUUUUAAAAUUUAUUCCUCCAUCCUUGUGAGAUGGGAGACUAUUUCUUUCCAUUGUGUCCUUAUAUGAUUUUUAACCAUAUUUUUGGAAUGAUACACUACCAAUCCCACUCAACAAUACUAUAACUCGCUACCUUGUAGAGGCGUCCUCUGUAAAAUGAUAUAUUUUGGAUGCAUAAAACCACCAUAAUUUAUAUGAUCAUUUCAAUUCAAUGAGUUAUUUUGGAGUAUGUUUUUGUUUCGUCUGCCAUUUGUAGUUUCCAAAACCAGCUGUAAGUACAAAGAUGACUUCUGCUUUCUUUGUAUUGUGAUGUCACCAUGUUGUCUCACCAACCGAUAUCCAGAGCAGUUUCUGGUUCCAGUUCUGCACCUGUUUCUGCAGCUGUACUUUUUGAUAUUUAGAAUUUUAAAUUUCUGUAAAGUAGAUUUUUGUAGAUUGUAAUACAGUAUGUGUUCACUGCCUUUGUGAAACCAUAUAUAAUUGUAUAAUUUCUGUGUAUACUCUGAAUGCUUUUGCCUUCAAUGCGGUAUUCAGAAACAGCAAUAAAUGUUAAGAUUUUUA